AUAGCGAUGCUAGAACAGAACGCACCAGAAAGUGAUCAGAUAAACAUUAAAUGUGAUUUGUUCAGUUGAGUGCAAAUAAGAAGGUAAAUGAGAGCAUAAUGAUUACAAGUGUAGUUGCAUUAAUUUUUAUUUGUGUCUGCAAUGCAGCUCAAUUUCCUGAGAACUUAGAAAAAUGUCGUUAUGGUGAUUCAAAUUGCCUGACUCAAGUGACUCAGAGCAUAAUUAAGGAUCACUACAAUGGAUUACCUGAACUUAAUCUCGUUCAACUCGAUCCUGUUACCAUAAAGACGAUUGCAAUUGAAAAUUCUGGAAAUAGAGCCGUCAAUAUACGACUAGUUUUCCACAAUGUAACACUCCAUGGACUGAAAGACAUCACAAUUACGCGAAUAACAGGUUUCCCUGAGGAUUUCGAUGGAGCAAAGAAUGAAAUUGAAUUUUCUGCACCAGUUUUUCAACUUAUUGGACAAUACAGGAUAAAUGGGAGAGUCCUUAUUCUUCCUAUCCAAGGAAAUGGACAAAGUAACUCAACUUUAGAAAACGUCAAGAUUCGUCUGAGAUUUACAGGAAGAAAGAUGAGCAAGGAUGGUCAGGAUUACCUCCAAACCAACAAUACUAAAAUCACAAUGACUUCAACGAAACUCUGGAUGAACUUUGAGAAUCUCUUCAAUGGCGACAAAGUUUUGGGGGAUACCACGAAUGCAUUUCUCAAUGAAAAUUGGAUGGAUAUCUUCAAUGAACUAAAGCCAAACAUUUCUAAAUCCUAUGCUGCAGCUAUUCAGACAAUUAUUAACAAAGUUUUUGCAAAAUUCCCAUACAAGGAAUAUUUCUUAGAAUGAUCCUUUUGUUGGAAGGGCAAAUGAUCGUGAGAAUUUUUCAAGAUCAUUAAUUUUGUUGUUAGAGUGUAUUCAAACAUAAAAAUAUGUAGGUAAAUUAUGCGAUUUACUUUAACCUUUUAAUUUUUUGUAUUGAAGAAGUUUAAAAAUUGCUAAUAAAUUAUAAUUAAAAC
Molecule: messenger RNA, 1006 nt
Organism: Lutzomyia longipalpis
Lineage: Eukaryota; Metazoa; Arthropoda; Insecta; Diptera; Psychodidae
Product: protein takeout-like
Exons: 4
Coding region: 99-836 (245 amino acids)
Source: RefSeq, a predicted model, not a curated record